GAGCCAAGGAGUUUGCUAUUCACAGCGUUUCCGAACUGAAUGAUCUUUGUGUUGAAUGAGACUGGUACAUGCUAAAUGAAACAAAAAACAGUCUGCAUUAUAUUUGACCAUAGCUUACAACAAGUAGUCUACAAUCUGUGCCUAGUCUGUGUGACCAAAACAAUGGAGGAGCAAUGUCAGGCCAUGCAAGGACCUCCUGUUCAGCAAUUCCAUACACAGAAAGCAUUACGGCCCGACAUGGGAUAUAACACACUUGCAAAUUUCCAAAUCGAGAAGAAGAUUGGAAGAGGCCAGUUUAGUGAAGUCUGCAGAGCAACCUGCCUACUGGAUGGUGUACCUGUUGCCCUUAAAAAAGUUCAAAUUUUUGAUCUGAUGGAUGCCAAGGCUCGAGCAGACUGUAUCAAAGAGAUUGACCUCCUUAAGCAAUUGAAUCACCCAAAUGUUAUCAAAUACUACGCAUCUUUCAUUGAGGAUAAUGAGCUGAAUAUAGUAUUGGAAUUAGCAGACGCUGGGGAUCUUUCCAGGAUGAUAAAGCAUUUUAAGAAACAAAAACGAUUGAUCCCAGAAAAAACCGUGUGGAAAUACUUUGUCCAACUCUGUAGUGCCUUGGAACACAUGCAUUCUCGUCGUGUCAUGCACAGAGAUAUUAAACCAGCCAAUGUAUUUAUAACAGCCACAGGGGUGGUGAAGCUGGGAGAUUUAGGCCUGGGCCGCUUCUUCAGCUCUAAAACCACAGCUGCACAUUCUUUAGUGGGAACCCCUUAUUACAUGUCACCUGAGAGGAUACAUGAAAAUGGAUACAACUUCAAAUCUGAUAUUUGGUCUUUAGGAUGUCUUCUUUAUGAGAUGGCAGCAUUGCAGAGUCCAUUCUAUGGAGACAAAAUGAACCUUUACUCUCUGUGUAAGAAGAUUGAACAGUGUGACUAUCCCCCCUUACCAUCGGACCACUACUCCGAGGAGCUGCGAAUGCUGGUGAAUACCUGUAUCAACCCCGAUCCAGAGAAGAGACCCGAUGUCACCUAUGUCUAUGAAGUAGCAAAGCGGAUGCACGCUCGAACUGCAACAAGUUAGAUCACAUGCAGCACCAGUAGUUUUCCAAUUAGUCAUAGACUUUCAAGUAUGUUCAAUAUUGAAAGAGGGGAUACUGUGGGAAGGGACUAUGGAAUCAGUUCAGACCCCUGAUGUACUGUAUAGCCCAAAAUGCUUAGCAGAACUUCUUCUUUGGGGAUCAGAAUUAUAUGAAAGCUUUUUAUAUUCACACUAUAGGGUGCACUGGACGACCAAUGAUUAUCAAUGUGAAUAAUGAGUGAGAUGGAUAUUAAAAUCAAAAUUACAA
Molecule: messenger RNA, 1336 nt
Organism: Xenopus laevis (African clawed frog)
Lineage: Eukaryota; Metazoa; Chordata; Amphibia; Anura; Pipidae
Gene: nek7.S
Product: NIMA-related kinase 7 S homeolog
Cellular component (GO): nucleus; spindle pole; centrosome
Molecular function (GO): protein serine/threonine kinase activity; protein kinase activity; kinase activity
Source: RefSeq, marked provisional